Pelodiscus sinensis (Chinese soft-shelled turtle) is the source of this 2457-nucleotide messenger RNA. Lineage: Eukaryota; Metazoa; Chordata; Testudines; Trionychidae. The record is from RefSeq and is a predicted model, not a curated record.
AUGGACAUUGCUGUUGCUGUGAAGUUGAUAGGGUCUGUAAGUUGGAGCUUGCCCCUGGUGGGUCAGGAUUAUCUGGAGAUCCUCUCCAGCUGGUAUUGCAGCUUUGGAAACUGCUGUGAGACAGGAGACUGCAGAAUAGUCAACAACGUGAGUGUCUUCUCUUAUCCUGCAGGGUUGGAGUCGGACCUGAACAGGAGGCUACAUGGGCAGCACUUGGCAAAGAAUGUCAUUCUCAGAGCAAUGAGAAGCUUCCUGGAGACCCCACAGCCGGCGAAGGCCCUGGCCCUGUUGUUCCAUGGCUGGUCUGGCACUGGGAAAAACUUUGUCGCUCGGAUGAUUGCUGAUCACCUGUACCGUGAUGGGCUGAAAAGCGAGUGUGUUAAAGUCUUUAUCUCACUCUUUCAUUUCCCACACCCCAAAUAUGUGGACUUGUACCAGGGUCAGCUGAAGAAGCAGAUAAGGGAGACGGUGCAGCUCUGCAAACAGUCCUUGUUCAUCUUUGAUGAGGCGGAGAAGCUUCACUCUGGCCUGCUGGAUGCCAUCAAGCCCUGUGUGGAUCCUCACACCAGCAUCAGCGAGGUGGAUUACAGGAGAUCCAUUUUCCUGUUCCUCAGUAACAUUGGUGGGAACACCCUCAACCAGGUGGCUCUGGACUUCUGGCGAGCUGGACGGACCAGGGAGGAGAUCACCAUGGAAUCCUUGGAGCGGCAUCUGCGCAUGGAGCUUCGUGAGGCCACAGAUAGUGGCUUUGCUCACAGCCACCUCCUUCAAGAGAACCUCAUUGACUUCUUUGUACCAUUCCUGCCCUUGGAGUAUCACCAUGUGAAGUUGUGUGUUCGGGACGCUUUUCUGGCCCGCAGCCUUCCAUACACUGAGGACAUGCUGGAGGAGGUGGUCAGGAUGAUGGUUUUCAUCCCCAAAGAGGAGAAACUCUUCUCUGCACAAGGUUGUAAAUCCGUGUCUCACCGCAUCAACUACUUUCUACCCUGAAUGUCAGAGGGAACUAUACUAGUGACCAGCAUGGCUGCUUGCUGCACCAAGAGACUCUUUCUCUUGCAAGAGCAGAUUGAAAAUUCACCCAUUUGCACUGCAAAGGAAAUCUUUGAAGUCUCAUAGAACUGGAGAGGCCUCUAAGGACUGCUCAGAUUAUUACACCUGUGGACUUGUGUGGCACCUGUACAGCCUUGAGCUGGCAGAAAGCUGGCUAUACAUUUGUUGCCCAGUGUAAGUUCCUUCUCUUAGCAAGUAGCUGAGAACAGAAGCCAUCAUUAGCUGUUGCUAAUGAAGAAUCCUGGCUGGCAAAUAGUGGCCUGCUUCACAUGAGCAGAGUUGGUGCAGGAUCUUUGGUUUAUUGUGGGGCGAGGAGUGUUGAGCUAGCUUAGUAUCUUCAGUAGGAAAGUCUGAAGAGGUCACAGAAGCCACUUCCUUGCUGCCUCUCCCAAUGCAUAAUUUGCAGGCCUGCAAAGUAAAAUAAGUGCAGUAGCUGCGGGUAAGACGGUGAUUGAGUUUAGGUUUUUCACCAUCUCCCCUUGGGGGACUAGUCUGAGUGAGAGAGAAUUUGUCUCCCAGAAUCCUUCUUGCCAAACCAGCUGGUUCACAGUCACGAGAGGAGAAGCUGUCCAGCAAGGGUGAGAAACAGCUUGAGUAGCGAUUGGGUGUAAGAAUCACAUCUGCAGCCUCCACGUAUGGCAUCCCAGGUAUAGAACCCAGACUUUGAGGUGUCAUUGCUUUGUGGUCACUUCCAUGCAGGACUCCAAGUGAGAGGACAAAUGCAGUGAGCUUAUGGGCAAUGCAAUCUGGUGAUAUUAGCCAGCAUCUUCCACUCCCUGGGGCAGCUCUUGCUGUGCACACAGCGUGCCCAGCUUCCUCUGGACAAACUCUUUCUGCAGCAUUCAUUUAAGGGGGCUCUCAAUUGCAGCAUUUUGGCCUCUGCACUGCUCUGAUAAAUCAAGAGGACCAGAGUACAGAGUAGCAGACUGUCCUUGCCUACGUCAAAGUUUGGAGAGUGAUAACUCUGCUGUUUGAUUACUAUUUCAUAGAGUACCUAGGAUUUCACUGUUACACACUCUGGCUUUUGGCCAAAGACCAUGUUACUACAAAAGGGACUGUUUGCGGUCUCGCGUACUUGCCAAAUGAUUUUAAAACCCCAAAAUGUCAACAACGCUGGGGGCAACAGAGUGAGAGAAGCUGCAUAAUCACUUAAUCUGUGGUGUAUAGGUCAAAAGUUAGGAUGAGGUGGAACAGCACAUGCUGAGGACAGAGUUCAGCAGCCUGGAUCUUGAACUAUUUUAGGUGUUAAAACAUCAAAACUGUGCCCGUGCUUUCCAGGCAGCUCACGUACUCACUUUGGAAAGAGUCUGACAAGGUAUGUUUUAUCUAAUUCCCAUUGGGUUUAAAGUCUCAAUCCUGCCCUGCUUCAGCCUGAACAAUAGAAGUGUAAUAAACCAAUGUUGCUAA